AUGGCCAAGGAGAGUGCUGCUAACAUGGCUCAAGAACCAACUGUAAGGGUGGUCCUGGCUGCCGACCAGCCCGAUAAUCCGCAUUCUCCCGGCAAUGUGGCUCCAGACACGGUUCUCCAGGACCCAGUGCAGGUAGAUAGCGAACGCGUCGAUGACGAGGGAUACGAUGAUAGCACCUCAUAUGAGAACGGCCGCCGCUACCAUGCCUUCCGUGAGGGCAUCUACGUGGUGCCCAAUGAUGAAGCUGAGCAAGAGCGACUGGACUUAGUACACCACAUUUAUCGCCUUUUAAUCAAGGGCGAGCUUUUUCUGGCCCCUAUCAGUGCCCACCCGCAUCGUGUCCUCGACCUGGGAACAGGCACUGGCAUUUGGGCCAUGGACUUUGCAGAACAACAUCCUUCUGCUGAAGUUCUCGGUACAGACCUUAGCCCCAUUCAGCCUAAGUGGGCCCCUCCUAACUGCAUCUUUGAGGUGGACGAUUUCGAGCAAGACUGGCUGUACCAUAAAAAGUUUGACUACAUCCAUGCCCGUGAGAUAGCAGGCUGUGUCAGCGAUCCCGACCAGCUUGUUCGCCGCGCUUUCGAGAACCUGGUCCCUGGCGGAUACUUUGAGAUACAGACCGUCUACCCGCGCUUUGUCUCUGACGACGGCACGCAUACUAAGGCAGUAAACGCACAGCUCUGGAUAAAGAGUGUUUGCGAUGGAGCGGCCAAAUUUGGAAAACCCCUAGACUUAACGAAGGAGUGGCUAGGGGAGCUUAAGGCUGCAGGCUUCGUUGAUGUCCAUCAGGAGAUUCGCAAGCUCACGAUUGGCGCUUGGCCAAAAGACCCAGCCCUUAAGGAGAUUGGCAGAUACGGCCUUGUCCAGCAGCAGCAGGCCCUCGAAGCGUACUCGCCCGGUAUUCUCUCCCGCAUUUCUAGCUGGAAGGACGAAGAGAUUCAGGUGCUCCUAGCCAAAGUGAACGAGGAGUUAAAGGAUCCGGAAAUCCACAUUUACCACCCCAUCUACUUCAUAUGGGGCCGGAAGCCGUGA
Messenger RNA from Grosmannia clavigera kw1407, 1032 nucleotides. RefSeq names its product methyltransferase type 12. Gene Ontology annotation, molecular function: methyltransferase activity. The record is from RefSeq and is a predicted model, not a curated record. The transcript is spliced from 8 exons. NCBI's taxonomy places the organism in Eukaryota, Fungi, Ascomycota, Sordariomycetes, Ophiostomatales, Ophiostomataceae. Bases 1 to 1032 code for a protein of 343 amino acids.